Phragmites australis (common reed) is the source of this 2131-nucleotide messenger RNA. RefSeq names its product U-box domain-containing protein 38-like. Gene Ontology annotation, biological process: protein ubiquitination. Gene Ontology annotation, cellular component: nucleus; cytoplasm. Gene Ontology annotation, molecular function: protein binding; ubiquitin-protein transferase activity. Lineage: Eukaryota; Viridiplantae; Streptophyta; Magnoliopsida; Poales; Poaceae. The record is from RefSeq and is a predicted model, not a curated record. The transcript has a single exon. Bases 247 to 1893 code for a protein of 548 amino acids.
CACACCGCGACUGCGAGCGAGCGAUCCCUUCCAGGCUAAGGCUAAGGCUCCUCUCUCUCUCUCUCUCUCUCUCUCGGCGCAUAAAAGAUAAAACCAAGCAAGCAAGCGCACACCUCACUCACUCCCAGCAGGAGAAAAGAAAAGCAAAAGGAGCGAAGCAAAGACAUGGCCGCCGCAACAAAAGCAUCCUCUUUCUGCCGAAGCUAGAUAAGCCUGGUAUACCCCCCUCGCGGUCACGCGCGGUCCAUGGGUGCGGCGCGUCCGCGGCGCUGGAAGCUGCCGUUCCACCGCAGUGGCAGCGCGCUGUCGUCGCCGUCCACCAAGUCGCCUGCAGCGCCGCUCCCCUGCUCGCCGGCGCGGUCGGAGGCGUGGGCGGCGGAGGAGGCUGUGCCGCCGGAGUUCGUGUGCCCGGUCUCGGGCGCGCUGAUGGCUGACCCGGUGAUCCUGCCGUCCGGGCAGACGUACGAGCGGGCGUGCCUCCAGGCCUGCGCGGAGCUCGCUUUCUUGCCCCCCGGCGUCGAGUCCGUGGGUGCCGACACGAUGAUACCUAACUCGGCGCUCAAGGCGGCCAUCGGCACCUGGUGCGCACUCUCCGGCCGCGCGGUGCCGGCGCCGCCGUCCGCCGAGGCAGCACGGGAGGCCGUGCUGCGCGCGAUGCCCCCGGUGGCCGCGGAGCCCGUGAGGACGAUUAGGAGCGUGGCGAUGGUGAGUUCGUCGAACUCGUCGUACUCGUCGCCGGCGUCGACGUCGUCGUACGGGUCGUCCUCGGAGAUCACAGCCGCGGAGGAGGAGGUGGGCGUGAGGCCCGUGAAGGAGGCGCCGCCGAAGGAGGUGGUACAGGUGGAGGCCUUUGACCCGUUGGAAGACGAGGUGGUUGCCAAGGUGAUGGACGCGGACGAGGAGGGAGUGGUAGCGGCGGCGAUGGGCGCCCUCCGGGAGGCCACGCGGGAGAGCGCGGACCGGCGGCGCACGCUGUGUAGUCCGCGGCUGCUCGGCGCGCUGCGGCGCGUGCUGCUGCUCCCGCGGCACGCCGCCGCGCGGGUCGACGCGACCGCGGCGCUAGUCAACCUCUCCCUGGAGCCAGUGAACAAGGUCCGCAUCGUCCGCGCGGGCGCGGUGCCGGCGCUCGUGGAGGUGCUCCGCUCGGGCGCCUCCGCGCCCGAGGCGCGCGAGCACGCGGCUGGCGCGCUCUUCGGCCUGGCGCUCAACGAGGACAACCGCGCCGCCAUCGGCGUGCUGGGCGCGGUGCCUCCCCUCCUCGACCUCCUCACCUCCCCCGCCCAACCGGUCCGGGCACGCCGUGACGCCGGGAUGGCUCUCUACCACCUCUCCCUCGUCGCCGUCAACCAGUCCAAGAUCGCGCGAUUCCCGGGCGCGCCCAAGGCUCUGCUCGCCGUCGCGUCCAGCGCCGCCGAGCCGACGCCCAUCCGCACGUUAGCCCUGAUGGUGAUCUGCAACCUCGGCGCCUGCCCAGAGGGCCGCGCCGCGCUGAUGGACGCGAGCGCCGUGGCGUCCGUCGCCAGCAUUCUCUCCUCUCCCCACGACGACACCACCAGCAGCAGCGCGGACCUCGAGGAGUGGUGCGUGGCGGCGAUGUACGCCAUGAGCCGCGGCAGCCUCCGUUUCCGCGGCCUGGCGCGCGCCGCCGGCGCGGACAGCGCGCUCCGUCGCGUGGCCGACGAGGGCGGCGGCGUCCGGCGCGAGAUGGCGAGGAAGACCCUCCGCGCCAUGCGGGGCGACCUGGACGAGUUCAAUGACCUGACCGGCAGCAGCCUCGAGUGCGGUGACGGCGACGACUGCGGCGGCAGCAUCGUGUCGGACGGGCUCAUGUCGUUCCGGCGCCGGCAGCGCGAGCUCGGGGUCUCGUCCUGCGGCAACACCGCCGAGUUCUGAAACAAUUCUCCUCAUUCCAUUCGGCCAUGCUUUGUAUGUAAAAUUGCUUGCUUUAGGUUUGCAUCACAGCGUUACACAUUUGUGCCGUGCCCGUGUGAGACGAUGAAAAAUGCCCUGGUUUUCAACCGGUGGCACUUGGCAGUGUAACGAAGCUGUUGCGAGCUCCGAGCUCGCGAUGCGUCGCAAAUGCACUCUCAUCUGUGAGUAAACCCCUGCUGUGUGCCUGUGUGGUGCUGAA